Messenger RNA from Toxorhynchites rutilus septentrionalis, 1930 nucleotides. RefSeq lists its product as uncharacterized. The record is from RefSeq and is a predicted model, not a curated record. NCBI's taxonomy places the organism in Eukaryota, Metazoa, Arthropoda, Insecta, Diptera, Culicidae. The transcript is spliced from 6 exons. Bases 141 to 1787 code for a protein of 548 amino acids. Gene Ontology annotation, cellular component: nucleus.
UUAUUUUUAACUUGACGAAUGUUUUGUUCUGUGUGCAAUUGGUGACUUUCGUGAUGGCGCAAUUCUAACGGAUUUUUUUUAAUAUACAUGAUACUAACGAAGUAUUCUGCAAACUUCCAGAAAUUUUAUCGAAAAAUAAAAUGCCUAUACCAGAUAUGCUCGAAUUAAACAAGUCGAACACGACAAGCCUAUUCUCCCAAGUGCUUUGUGUUACCGAUUCUGACGAAACAUCUUCGGAGCAUAAUAGAAGUGUAAUCCAAAACUUGUUGCAGAAUACUAACAAUCAUGAGAUUAUAGAUUUGACGAUCAAUGAUGAUUCUGAAAUAUUGGACACGGAACCUAAUACUGAAACUAAUAGUCAAAAAACACAGCGUCAGCGAAUCGGCGAGACUGAAGAUCUAUUUGAUGUAAAUGAAGAUUCGUCUCAAUUUCUUAAUAUUUCGAAGAGCACGAACAAAAAUUCAGCAAAAAUGAGCUCAUCGACUAUGAAACGCUUGAAUGAUUUUUUUGAUAAGAUACCAGAGCCAGAAGAGGUGAUUCAACAUCAAAAUGUGAACGAUACGCAGUCAUCCGUCGACAGAUUUUUGUCGGAAGUGCGUGAUAGAAGUGAAGAAAUUAAUAUCAAUGAAACGCAAUCUAGCUCAGUUCGUUCAGACGACUCUCAAAUAAGUGAUGACGAUACAGAAGUCCCUAGGAAUACUCAACAAUCAGCACAGAUUUCGACACAAAAAACAGAAGAUAUGUGGAAACCGAGAAUCAACAUAUCUGCCAAAAUCAAUAUCAACAUCCAGGUAUCUCAGGUGAAUAGUUCAUCGGAAUCUGAAACUGAAGCAGAAAGUAGCAGGUUUAAAACGCACCAUGGCAUAUCACCGACACCAUUCAUCGAUCGUGAUAUGAUGAGCGUUCUCACCGAUAUCUAUGGCGACUCAUGGCGGACACCCGAAAUGUUGAAAUAUUGUAAGCCAAACGAAUUUAAACAUGGUAACUCCGAAGGUAAAACGAAUUAUGCAAAGGAACGUCUCAAAAAACGAGAAAAGGAUAUUUCUGUAUCAUUCUUGGGAUCUUUAGACGAUCAAACACCAUUAGAAAAUUGUUGUAAAGACGCAUUAAAAUAUAGGAAAAAAUUUGACUUGCAUAAGGAUGAACUUUCAGAAAUAUUGUACAAUAUGUACAACGAAAAAGUAUUCCAAAAUCAAUUAACAAUACCUCUCAGUUGGAACAAAAAAUUGACAACUACUGCCGGCAGAUGUUUUAAUAUAAAAAAAAAUAACGAACGAUCGUGUCGAAUUGAGUUGAGCAAUAAGAUACUAACAACGGCUGGCCGAUUGCGUUGUACGUUAAUCCAUGAAAUGUGUCACGCAGCCGCAUGGAUUUUUCACAUGGAAAAUGGUCAUGGUAAAUGCUGGAAAAAAUGGACCAGGCAAGCAAUGAAUAUCUUUCCGGAGCUUCCUUCGAUUACGGUGUGCCAUCGGUAUGAAAUCGAAUACAAGUACACUUAUCAGUGCGUCCUCUGCAAAAAAGAAUACAAAACCCAUUCACGUUCUAAAAAGACUGAAAACAUCCGGUGUGCCUAUUGCUAUGGGAAAAUUGAACUAUUCCUGAACAAAAAAAAUAAAGAAGGUAAAAAAGUAACUGUUCCCGUGAAACCUACACGUGGCUUUGCUUUGUUUGUGAAAGAUAAUUACAAGGAAAUCAGACCCAUUGUAGAAACACACGCUGAUGCUAUGAAGAUGCUGGGAGAAAAAUUUAGCGCAUUAAAUACGGAACAAAAAACCCAAUACUCGUAGGAUCUCUUGAUGUGUACAAAAAACAUAGCCCGUAACAAUUUUUUCAUGCUUCAAGUUUGAAAUUCACGAAAAGGCCGAAUUGGUGAGAAAAGAUGAUUACGUGUCCUUACAAAACAAACAAAUAAAAAUUUGAAACAUCAAAA